AUUCGGUGGUCAGAGGCCUGUGCGGCUGCAGGUAGAGUGUCUUAGGUGAGGAGGUACUUUUAAGCACCGCGCGAAAUGGGGGCGAAGAGAAUUUUUUUACUUUUGAGGGUGGGACUAUCCUGCAAGGUGUGACUGCGGUCGGGUUUUCCGUAGCCAGUUUCGCACCAGGGAUCCUUGGGAAGCGCUGGGAUGGUUCAACUGGGUGGGGUCAGAAGCUGCUCCCCUGCCCUUCUUUCCUAGGAACCUAGGAAAUAACUCGGAACCUGUAACGUCCCACUGGUUUGGACAUAUUCCUCUCCUGAUCUGGCCUCAUCUGUUCCAGGGAGGUGGGAUUGAGCCUAGUGCAGGCUACAGUCAAACCUCUUCUGGACUUCUGCGACAGCCUUUUAUUUGGUUUCUUGCCGCUCCUUGACCUCUAACAUUCUCGUCUCUGCACUGCAGCUAACAUGAUCGUCAAACACAAAUCAGAACAUAUGCAGUAAUGUCACCUCAAAAGAGAGUUAAGAACGUCCAGGCACAAAACAGGACUUCACAAGGUAGUAGUAGUUUUCAGACCACGCUUUCAGCCUGGAAAGUAAAACAGGAUCCAAGCAACUCGAAGAACAUCUCAAAACAUGGACAAAACAAUCCAGUGGGAGAUUAUGAACAUGCUGAUGAUCAAGCUGAAGAAGAUGCUUUGCAAAUGGCAGUGGGAUAUUUUGAGAAAGGUCCCAUUAAAGCUUCACAGAAUAAAGAUAAAACCUUGGAAAAACACUUGAAAACUGUGGAAAAUGUGGCUUGGAAGAAUGGGUUAGCUUCAGAAGAAAUUGAUAUUCUAUUAAAUAUUGCACUCAGUGGCAAAUUUGGAAAUGCUGUAAACACACGGAUAUUGAAGUGCAUGAUCCCAGCAACAGUAAUAUCAGAAGAUUCUGUGGUUAAGGCAGUCUCCUGGCUUUGUGUUGGCAAGUGUUCUGGUAGCACCAAGGUACUUUUUUAUCGUUGGCUGGUUGCAAUGUUUGACUUCAUUGAUCGUAAGGAGCAAAUUAACUUGCUCUAUGGCUUCUUUUUUGCUUCAUUGCAAGAUGAUGCACUGUGCCCUUAUGUUUGCCAUUUGUUAUAUUUACUUACCAAAAAAGAGAAUGUCAAACCAUUUCGUGUGAGAAAACUGCUUGAUCUUCAGGCCAAAAUGGGAAUGCAGCCUCAUCUCCAGGCUUUGUUGUCACUGUAUAAGUUCUUUGCUCCUGCUCUGAUUUCAGUAUCUUUGCCUGUAAGGAAGAAGAUAUAUUUUAAGAAUUCAGAGAAUCUAUGGAAGACGGCUCUGCUUGCCGUGAAGCAAAGAAACCGGGGACCUUCUCCAGAACCUCUGAAGUUGAUGUUAGGUCCAGCUAAUGUUCGUCCUCUAAAAAGAAAGUGGAAUUCUCUCUCAGUUAUACCAGUGCUCAAUUCCAGUAGCUACACUAAAGAAUGUGGAAAAAAAGAGAUGAGUCUUUCUGAUUGUCUGAAUAGAAGUGGAUCAUUUCCACUAGAACAACUUCAAAGCUUCCCCCAACUUUUACAGAACAUCCAUUGCUUAGAGCUGCCUUCUCAGAUGGGCUCAGUGCUAAACAACUCUCUGCUGCUUCACUACAUUAACUGUGUCAGAGAUGAGCCAGUCUUGCUGAGGUUUUAUUACUGGUUGAGUCAAACAUUACAAGAAGAAUGUAUUUGGUACAAGGUGAAUAAUUAUGAACAUGGAAAAGAAUUUACCAACUUCCUGGAUACCAUCAUCAGGGCAGAGUGCUUCUUACAAGAGGGGUUUUAUUCCUGUGAAGCAUUCCUGUAUAAGAGCCUUCCUCUCUGGGAUGGCCUUUGUUGUCGGUCACAGUUCCUUCAGCUUGUGAGCUGGAUUCCUUUUAGUAGCUUCUCUGAGGUGAAACCACUUCUUUUUGACCAUCUAGCGCAGCUCUUCUUUACAUCAACCAUUUAUUUCAAGUGUAGUGUGCUUCAGAGUCUGAAAGAGCUAUUGCAGAAUUGGCUGUUGUGGCUUUCUAUGGACAUUCACAUGAAACCUGUUACAAACAGUCCUCUAGAGACAACUUUGGGUGGAUCCAUGAACUCUGUGUCUAAACUGAUCCACUAUGUAGGGUGGCUAUCCACUACUGCAAUGCGCUUGGAGAGCAACAAUACUUUCUUGCUGCACUUUAUUUUGGAUUUCUAUGAGAAGGUGUGUGACAUAUAUAUAAAUUAUAACCUUCCAUUAGUGGUAUUGUUUCCUCCUGGGAUCUUCUAUUCUGCACUCCUCAGCCUGGAUACCAGCAUCCUGAACCAGCUGUGUUUUAUUAUGCACAGAUAUCGUAAAAAUUUGACUGCCGCAAAGAAAAAUGAGUUGGUACAAAAGACAAAAUCAGAGUUCAAUUUCAGCAGCAAGACUUAUCAAGAAUUUAAUCACUAUUUGACAUCAAUGGUUGGUUGCCUGUGGACGUCCAAACCCUUUGGGAAAGGAAUAUAUAUUGACCCUGAAAUCCUAGAAAAAACUGGAGUGGCUGAAUAUAAAAACAGUUUAAAUGUAGUCCAUCAUCCUUCUUUCUUGAGUUACGCUGUUUCCUUUUUGCUACAGGAAAGCCCAGAAGAAAGGACAGUAAAUGUGAGCUCUAUUCGGGGAAAGAAAUGGAGCUGGUAUUUGGACUAUUUAUUUUCACAGGGGUUACAAGGCUUGAAACUUUUUAUAAGAAGUAGUGUUCAUCAUUCUUCCAUUCCCAGAGCAGAGGGCAUAAACUGCAACAAUCAAUAUUAAAUGAAUGUUGACAUAAACUGAACACACUGGACUAAACUCACUCCUCAUUGCUAGAGCAAAGUGGCUCAUCUUGAGUUCCCAUUUUCAUUUCACUGACAGACUGCCAUCCUCAAGGAGUACUCAGACUGGCCUUCUGUUCAUGGCUUAGGAGAGCCUUGGUGUGCCUAACUGAUUUUUCAAAAUUUAGAUUUUUUUAGCCUACCAGUGAAAAAUGACCCCUUCAUCAUCAGGCUCUGCGUUCUACCAAAUUGUAUGUAAAAAGACACAUCUGUUUUGUGGUAGGAUUUUUUCACAUUUUUGGGUACUAUGAGCUGCAUUGAUGGAAGACAGCAGGCAAUAUGUGGUGACAGUUAACUCACAGACAUAAACAUGCAAAAUACUUUGCUGUCUCUGGGGAUAUUGCCAUUUUUCUUACUGUGAGCAACAGCACCAACACCAAGUUAACAGGAUGCAACAUGUGUAUGACUCUAAAAGCCCUAAGUAGUUGGUAACUUCCUGGGCCUUCAAUCAUAGCAAUUUGAUGAGGGAAGGAAGGGGAGAGGAUUUGUUGGGUAAUCAAGACAUUCCCGUAUAUGUCUGAUUUCAUGGAACUGCUCUAUUUUGUUUGUGUGUAUUGUAUAUGUAUAUGUGUAUGUGUGCGUGUAUGUGUGUGUCUGUAGCUUCAGUUUUUAAGUGUAAGGACUAAAUAAACUAACUGAAAUUUUACUUUCAGAAGGAAUUCUGAAGUUUUAAAAAAGUUAAUAAUAGCUAGAAUAUCUUGCUGAAAAUGUACUAUAAAAUUUUGCCUGCUGGGCGUGGUGGCUCACGCCUGUAAUCCCAGCACUUUGGGAGGCCAAGGUGGGUGGAUCAUGAGGUCAGGAGUUCGAGAUGAGGCUGGCCAAUAUGGUAAAACCCUGUCUCUACUAAAAAUACAAAAAAUUGGCCGGGCAUGCCGGCACGUGCCUGUAGUCCCAGCUACUCAGGAGGCUGGGGCAGGAGAAUCGCUUGAACCCGGGAGGCGGAGGUUGCAGUGAGCCAAGAUCGCGCCACUGCACUCCAGCGAGACUCUGUCUCAAAAAAAAAAAAAAAAAUUACCUCAAUGCUAUUGAAUAAUUCUCCCUUCUAGUAAAAUUCGUAUCAUUUGAGAAGAAUCAAGCUGAAUUAAUUUUUGUCUUUAAGGAUGCAUACUUGGGGUUCUUUUUUUUCCCCAUUUAAAAAACAAACCCUAAACUAUAUUAUUGGAUGGCGUUCAGACUAGAAAUCCCACUCGUCCAUUGACUCAUUAAUUGAUUCAAUAAAUAUUUAUUGAGCUCCUUUCUCUGUGCCAGGUACUCUUCUGUGUGCUGGUUAUACAGUUGUGACCAAUACAAAGUACCCGGGUUUUUGUUUUUGUUUUUGUUUUUUGAGAUGGAGUCUCACUCUGUUGCCCAGGCUGGAGUGCAGAGGCAUGAUCUUGGCUCACUGCAACCUCUACUUUCUGGUUCAAGCAAUUCUCCUGCCUCAGCCUCACGAAUAGCUGGGAUUACAGGCACCUACCACCACGCCCAGCCAAUUUUUGUAUUUUUAGUAGAGACAGGGUUCCGUCAUGUUGACCAGGCUGGACUUGAACUCUUGAUCUCAAGUGAUCAACCCGCCUUGGCCUCCCAAAGUGUUGGGAUUAGAGGUGUGAGCCAUUGCACCCAGCCCAAAGUACCUGUUUUUAUGGAGUUUACAUUCCAAUGGAGAAGACAGACAAUAACAUAUAUCAAAUGCUAUAAAGAAAGGGCAGGGAAUAGGGAUACAAUGUGUUGAAUUUUGUCAAAUGCUUUUUUUGUAUCUUUUGAGAUUAUCAUAUGGCUUUUGUCCUUCAUUCUGUUAACAUGAUAUAUCACAUUUACUGAUUUGUGUAUACUGAAUCAUCUUUGCAUCCCGGGAUGAAUCCCACUGGGACAGAAUGUGGAGAGGGUUGAAACUUUAGAUAAGAUGGUUUGGGAAAGCCUGUUUGAAGAGAUGACAUAUGCAGAGGCCCCAGUGAAGUAAGCAUAUGAGUCAUAUAAAUAUUUGGGGAAAGAGCAUUCUGGACAAAGGUAAAAAACAAGUGAAAAGGCCCUAAAAUGUUAACUUACUUGGCAUGUUUGAGGAAUAACAAAGAGGCCAGUAAGGUUACAGCAUAGUGAUUAAGAGAGAAGAAUGGUAAGAAGUGACAUAAGGAAGAAAGCCAGGUCCUUAUAGCCUGGCAUGGAUAUGUAAAUGGGAAGCAAUUAGAUUGAGAAGAGGAGUGACAUAAUUUGAUUUACCUUUAUGAAAUAUGGAGCUACAAUGUCAAGGUUAGACUGAAGAAGAUUAAAGAGGAAAGCAGAGACUGGUUAGGUUAUUAUAGUGUCCUAGGUAACAGUUUUGGACAAGUGUGAUAAAUGUUGAGGUGGGAGGGGUUAGAGGUUGGAUUCAGACUCUGUUUUGUAAGUAGAGAAGAUAAUGUCUGCUGAUAGCUUGGAUAUGAGGAGGAAAAGGAGAGGAGUAAAGGAUGACUCAGAUUUUUGACCUGUCAAUUGGGUGAACUCUGAGAUUAAAUUCUGUUUUGGCUAUGUUAGGUUGGAAAUGCUGUGUAGGCAAUUGGAUAUCCAAGUCUGGACUUCAGAGUACAAUUUGGGACUAGAAAAUUAAUUUGGGAGUCAUUAGGGAAUAACCAUGACUUUGGAUGAGAUCACCUAGUACAGCUAGAGAAGAGAAGGUAGCAAAAGACAGAGACCUAAGGUAUGCCAGCAUUGAGAAGUAGAGGAGAAGAGGAACCAGCAAAAGACUGAGAAGGACCCACCAGUGACCUAGAAGAAAAAUCAGGAGGCUGGUAUUCUGGAAGCCAUCAGAAGAAAAUGUUUCACAAAAGGAAGGUAGUAUUGAAUGGUGUGAAAUGUUACCUAUAUACCUGGAAAAAAGCAACUUCAGCUGCUUUUUAAGUAAAUGUGAUAGUUUGUACUGCAAAUAACUUUCCAUAUUGCUUUUCAGAUCAUGAUAUUUUGGUCCUUAAGAUCAUGUAGAACUUUCCAUUGUGAGAAGGGAGUUGAUUAUUUUAUCAUUAAAGAAACUUUUCUAAACUUAAAUUUAUGAAAAAUAAUUUUUCCCUUAGGUUUGUCUUUUUGUUCAAUAAUGAUUCCCUGGGUAUCUUUUUUUGCCCCACAAAUAAAAUACUUAGACAUACCUGGA
Homo sapiens (human) is the source of this 5911-nucleotide messenger RNA. It is a transcript of the gene CENPI, whose product is annotated as centromere protein I. The record is from RefSeq and is a predicted model, not a curated record. Gene Ontology annotation, cellular component: chromosome, centromeric region; nucleus; kinetochore. The coding region runs from base 482 to 2752 and encodes 756 amino acids. The transcript is spliced from 22 exons. Gene Ontology annotation, biological process: mitotic sister chromatid segregation; CENP-A containing chromatin assembly. NCBI's taxonomy places the organism in Eukaryota, Metazoa, Chordata, Mammalia, Primates, Hominidae.